AUGCAGCGGCUUCAGCUGGACGAACUUCCUGGAAUGGAAGGCUUCGAUACGUACAAAAACUACCCGGCCUUCCUUCUUGACAUGCAGGCAUUCAGUCUACAGACUGGAAAUGAUGCCAAGGACGAGGCCCUCGAUUUCCAAGAUGAAGCUGUCCUGAGCGCAGCAGCGGCUGAGUCCGAGGCCAAAGCGGCUUCGAACCUGGUGACUCUUCAUGCAGACAGCUUGGCCGUGACCUUCGAAGGCUGCAUGCUGCUGCUGCUGCCACUGUGUGGGGAUGGCAAAGGGGUCCAGACCUUCUUGUUGCCGGCUCGCAUCGUAUCAAUGGGGCAUGCACGAAGCUCCAACACAAGCAUCUUCCAAGAGGACGAAGUGAUCUUGGUCAGUUUGAUCGGUGGGUCGCUCCAUGCGAUCCAGGUGUCCCGGGAUGGGCACUGCCGGACUUGGUGCCGGACGCAGCUCGGUGACACGAAGCGGCCCUUCCUGAGCGCUGCGUUCAUGGAGGACUCGUCCAUCAUGGCUCUGGUGUACCGAACUGCCCGCGGUGAAGCAACGAACACGCUGGGUUAUAUAGAGCUUCUGGCGCUGCAGCUCAACGAGCAUGCGCCGGAGGAAGCUAAGCCACUGUGGGUGGCUCAUGGUCCUCAUCCUCCACAUGCCGCACACUGGGAGUCGCCGUACACGGGGUUUCUGGUCGCCUCCGGAGGCUUCGAGCUGAGUGCCGGUGACGGGCCCACCUUGCAAACCGAAGAUGCCGUGUGCACUGUGUUUCGAAUGGAGCCUGCGGCACAGGCAGAAAUGAGGAGUUGGCUUCUUCCCAGAGGCGAUGUUUUGAGCUGCGCAGAGCAUGUGGGUGGCCUGGAAGUCGCUUUGGCACACAACUCCCAGGGCGCACUACUCUUCCGCAUGGUGUUGGAAUCUGAAGGUCCCGCGAUUCUCGAUGCCGUCGUGAUUCCAGGAGCAGCUGCUUGCGCAGCUGCGCGGGAGCAGCUCCAGAUAUUUGCAGUGUCGCCUGAUCGAGGCUUCUUUGUGUUGGUGGAUGGAAGUGGUGGGGCAGCUGUAUUCCGCUGUCCGGAUCCGUGGACUUCAAGCUCGCGCUCACCCACAGUCACGGUUUGCUCGGAGAGCACGAGCGCGGUGAAGCUGCUAGAGUCGUCUCUGUUGAUGCGUACAAAACAGGCAAUUGUCCGGUGCAAGCUGAACAUGUCUGCAAAAGUGGAAGGGGUAAAGCGCGAGCUGAUCUCCCGGGAAUUGAUGCCUCUCGGGAUGGAUCCCACGGCUUUGCUGAGGAUGCUCGACAUGCAAGGGGAGGACUAA
Molecule: messenger RNA, 1314 nt
Organism: Symbiodinium sp. CCMP2456
Lineage: Eukaryota; Dinophyceae; Suessiales; Symbiodiniaceae
Source: the annotation of a GenBank genome assembly